AUGACAGCCGUUUGCCCGACACCAAAUUCUCCCCCGGAGCUCUCCGGGUCCAAAUCCUCCAAAUCGUCCUCAUUCCAUUCUUCCUCCAACCGGGAUGGCCAGGACAGCAUCUUCACGGACAUCUCGAAUUUCGAAGACAUUGGCUUGGAGGAUGAUUCCCAGAUACCCUACGCCGAGCCACCUGGCUCCUACGGCCGCGCAGGCGUAAUGGCACGGUCGCCCACUGCCCGACUGUCAGUCAAGGGCCCUGUGGCCUCAACCCGCGACCUGACCGCUACCCCGAAGCCCCGCAAACGAAGCCCACUACCACCGAUGCACCAUGUAUCCGCCAGGGUUCCUCAAUCGGCGAGUUCCCUCUCGGCGAGAAUCGGUAACCGCAGGGAUUCGGGCAGCACACUGCAGUCGCCCGGUUUGACACCCAACCCCCCGCGUCGCUCACGGUCUGUCUCACCACUGCGGCCGACAUCCAGUCGUUCCGCCUCGAGCACUAGCUUAGCGUUAUCUCCACUAUCCGCACGUGUGCCUAUUCAAAAACAGACUUGGCAACCGCAUCGCAAGUCGCUCAAGGAUCUGGAGGACGAGUAUCAUGACUCGGACGACGAAUUACCGGACGAUGCAAGUUUGUGGAAUAUUCCGAUUUCUCCGCGCCCAGUUCAAGACCGAACCCCAUCACGGCCUGCCAGCCCGAAAGGUCGUAGCCCAGGGCGUCGACCGCUGCCUAUCCAUCAUAGCGUAGCGGAAAGUGAUAAGCCAGCCUCGCCAGAGAAUACGGCCAAGGCAUCACGCAUGAAGCGUGUGCAACGAUCAAGCUCCGCAGGACCGGAGCGUGGCCAGAUCUCGCCGCGCAACCCCCGCACCUACUCAUACAACAGUUAUCUAUCUGACUUGUCCGAAGAGGCAAAGAUCAUCACCGAAGCUCUGGAGCUGCAUGCUGAUGAUAGGGACCGAAAGCGCGAGGAGCAUGUUCAAACCGGUGCUGUGCGAAAGCCUAGCGAGGACUCGCAUCGAGCAUCUCGUGAGGCUAUCGCUUUACCACCUCUGCAAAAGUCCAAUAUCAUGAUUGAUCCUUUGCCCAUCAGCAAGGAGAAAGAGAAGGUCCUAACGCGGACACGCCCCAGCUGGCUUCCGCCUAAGGACCAGAAGGAGGAGCGGAAACACCUAAGACAGUACCAGCAAAUGAUGGCCCAGUCUAGGGAAACUGAGAAACGCAAAGCUGCCAAGGACGCAAACGCGCAGUGUGAGAAGGACAAUACCCGAUCGACAUUGCAAAACAUCUGGGAUGAAUACGUAUGUCCGCAUUGGGACCGAGCUCUGCGCGAGCCUCGGAUACGCGAGCUGUGGUGGCGCGGUAUCCCGCCUCGCAAUCGGGGCGCGAUAUGGAACAGAGCCAUUGGCAACGAACUCGCAUUGACUGAUGAGACCUUCACCAAAGCAUUACGCCGAGGCAAGGAUCUUCAAAGCAAGAAAGACGCAGAAAAUGAGAACAACAAACGGCUGUUAGACUGCUUCGAGGCAAUUGAGGCGGACGUGUCCAAGGCCUUCCCAGACCUGAACCUCUUCCAAGAAGGCGGUCCACUACGCGAGACGCUCGUCGAUGUCUUGCAAGCAUACUGCAUGUACCGCAGCGACGUAGGCUACAUCCACGGCUUGCACACUAUCGCCGCCCUCCUCGUCCUUCAACUCCCCACACCUGCUUCCGCCUUCAUCGCCAUGGCCAACGCUCUCAACCGACCUUUACCCGUCGCAUUCCUCACCUGGGACCGCGGCGCUAUGGCUCGUUCUUAUUCGCUGGCAUCAGACACUUUGCGCUACAAGUUCCCGCGUUUACACGCGCACUUGGCCGAGACCCUCCAGCUCUCCAACGAGGAAAUCUGGGAGCCGAUCUUCCGCUCGCUCUUGACAAACGGCCUGGAUCUCGAGCGUAUCUCACGUGUCUGGGAUUGUUGGGUCUUUGAGGGCGAUCGCGUGAUGAUUCGGUCUGCUGUUGCCGUCCUUGGCUGUCUCCAGACCCAGCUAUUUUCUUUCAAAUCGAAUGAUGAGAAGUCACGUCUUAUUGUGCGCGAUAUACUGGGCUGGGGUCCCCGACAUCCCGGAGCCAACACCCAGAAACCGAAUCGACACAGUGCCCCUGCCGCUGCUGGCUUUGGCGGUGGGCAAAUUGAGAAUCCCGGCGUUGCUGAUUAUUGGGUCCUUACUGCUACGGGCGACGAGGACGGGUUCAUGGAGGCCGUUCGAGAGGCUGGGAAAGUGCGCCAACAACAACAGCAAGAACAACGCUAA
This is a messenger RNA of Penicillium bovifimosum, 2280 nucleotides long. Its product is annotated as putative TBC domain protein. The record is from RefSeq and is a predicted model, not a curated record. The coding region runs from base 1 to 2280 and encodes 759 amino acids. The transcript is spliced from 2 exons. Gene Ontology annotation, biological process: activation of GTPase activity. Gene Ontology annotation, molecular function: GTPase activator activity. NCBI's taxonomy places the organism in Eukaryota, Fungi, Ascomycota, Eurotiomycetes, Eurotiales, Aspergillaceae.